Sphaerulina musiva SO2202 is the source of this 881-nucleotide messenger RNA. RefSeq lists its product as uncharacterized. Gene Ontology annotation, cellular component: ribosome; mitochondrial large ribosomal subunit. The annotation marks the transcript as partial. Gene Ontology annotation, molecular function: structural constituent of ribosome. Gene Ontology annotation, biological process: translation. Lineage: Eukaryota; Fungi; Ascomycota; Dothideomycetes; Mycosphaerellales; Mycosphaerellaceae. The transcript is spliced from 2 exons. The record is from RefSeq and is a predicted model, not a curated record.
CAAUGCUUUCGUUCCUGCGGCCAUUGGGCCUGCCGCGACCAGCCACAGUGCGACACUUUCUACGAUUCUCCACGCGCACAACAUGUCGUGAAGAAGCAUCUACACCCUCCACUUACACUCCCAUACGCGAAGAUGCCAAUCUCACGGCCUCCCGUACAGCAGACCCAGCCUACCCUCCUCGCUCUAUGCGCUCGAUUCCCCGGCCCAAAGAAAGCAGAGCCUCCCGCCGAACCGGGCAUCCCACCAAAGAGCGCCACUACCCAACACGGAGACUCUCUCACUCUCAACCCGCUCUUCCCAAACUCAUCCCCGAUCCUGUAACUCCACGACCAGAAACAGAAAGUGCGCCAAAUCUCCCUUACUUCGUCAGCCGAAGUAGCAUGAACAAUCUGCCGAUAUAUUUGCUGCGCAAGAGAGGAGGGAAUUUGAAAGUGACGAGGAUCAAGAACAUCGAUGGCGAUAGAAUGAUCUUAAAGGGGGAAUUGUGUCGGGAAUUGGGAGUGAAGAAGGAUGAUGUUGCGAUCAAUUCGGUGACGGGACAUAUUAAUGUCAAAGGGCAUUGGAAGACAAAGGUCGAAACUUUUCUGAGAGAGAGGAGAUUUUGAAUGGAUAUGCAGUGUGGAAAUUUGAUCAAUGCAAAUGAGCGCGAGCGCUGCUCUGCCCAACAACUCGCUGAGAUGCGGGGCAUUGUGCCUCGUCCCUAGGGAAGCGAAAGCAUUAGAAUUAUGAUAUGGUAUGUAUUAUAGGUCAAUGCCAGACCACUGAUGUACAGCAGUCGGAACGAGCAUAGCAUGUCCGGAAUUUGGAUACUUUGAACUGGCGACAUGACACACCAAAGGAUGGCAGAUGAGAGCUACAGCGAGUACUUAUACAUGAUUUUG